Molecule: messenger RNA, 1699 nt
Organism: Drosophila eugracilis
Lineage: Eukaryota; Metazoa; Arthropoda; Insecta; Diptera; Drosophilidae
Gene: Jupiter
Product: microtubule-associated protein Jupiter
Exons: 6
Coding region: 249-878 (209 amino acids)
Cellular component (GO): nucleus
Source: RefSeq, a predicted model, not a curated record
CCCACUGCACUUUAGUCGCCAGACAUUUAUCGAAACGUGCACAUCACCAGCGGUCGCACACUCAAAUAACACAUAUAUAUAUUGCUAAAUAUCCAAUAUAUCCUUCGAAAAAAAUAUAAUAAAUAACUCGCGAGUGCAAAUCAUUAAGAUAUUACCUAGCUUUCUUUAUUUUUCCAGUGUGAAAAGUAAAGCAAUUGCAUCCAUCCAACAGAGAGAUUACCCUUUCGCAAACAAACAAACAAACAGAAAUGGCCGCCUACGCUGCUUUCAAACACGUUGAGCUUUACAAUGUUGGCAAGGCCAAGAAGAGGGUGCUCAGGGCUCCGGGCGGCGGAUCGAGCGACAUCUUUGGAUCGGAGAUGCCGCAGACCCCCAGGAACGUGAAGAAUCGCAUGGCGUCCAACAUAUUUGCUGCCGAGAAAGAUGGUGGAGUGAAAAACAACGUACGACAAGGAGCUCACAGAUUCUAUUUCAUUGGUGAUGCACCACGUCGCGGCCAGAAAACCGUGGACUCGCACUCUCGGCUGUUUGGGGAACCCUCCCGCCCGAUCACGCCCGGCAAAAACCAUAUGAAGAGCAGCAUUCCCUUUGGCGGACAAAACUCAGAGGCAGCUGCCGCUCAGAAGCUCCUGACCACCAAUGGCCACUACAAUGGCAAGAGCGGAUCGGUGUCCUCGGCCUCGUCUUCGGUUUCGUCCUCGACUGAGAAUCUCAAGAUGAACAGUGGCUCAAGAUCAGAGGGCAACCCCGUCACAGGUGAGGGCUACAAGGCAGGAGGCAACGAUUACCACCAGCGCCAGGAGUCGUCCAAUGGUGGCACUCCGGUGAUCAAUAAGAACCGUAUCCCUCCAGGCGGCUUCUCGUCGGGGCUCUGGUAAUAAAAACAGGAAUUGCUCAGAUCCCAGCACAAGCAAUGAGGGAGGGGGCCGUUGGCGGGACGAGACACCAUAAGAAAAAACAAACAAAACAAGCAAAAAAAAAUCAUACUACCCAUAUAAUAUUACGCAUAACCCUACCCGUAUCCAAGAAUCAAACAGCUCUGAAACUGAAUUGGCAGAUCGAAAGGAUAUGGCCAACGAAUAUUUAAGCGAGAGAAUAAAAAUUGCUCAACGAUCUAAAGAUGCCGGAAACAAUUAUCGCUGCUGUACACCAAGACGAAAAUUAAUCAACCACAUUUAGGUGGCGGCGCAGUAUACCUAUCACUACCAACUACCAACUACCAACCACCAUACCAACACCACCACCACAACCCCAUUGCAAAACUGUAAUUUAAAUUCCUUAGUUCGUGUAAUUCCAUGAAAUCGGGUGUAGCCUGUAACCCCAACCAAAAUACGCCCACGUUAAGACAUCUGAUCACCGCCCUGCGGCACCUGCUUAUAAACCUACAUCAAACCCGGUAUGUGCGUACGUGUGAGCGGGAAGCAAGGAUGCGAGCAAAGGCGGCCGGAUGGGGAUCUUCAAAUCACACUUUCGAUUUUAUUCUAGUUGCAUACUACACGCCACAUCUAUAUUUAUAUUUAUACCAACCGCAUCCACACGAACACUCACUUACACAUACAAAUUAAACAUUGUAUUACAUUACAUUAAAUAUGUAAUUUAAACGGUACGAUUGCACGUACUAAUGUGCACGUACUAAUUAAGUGUAAAAAUACAAAAUUCAAGCGCGAAUAUUUGUUCAAUAAAAACCUUUCGUACAUAA